This is a messenger RNA of Caenorhabditis sp. 36 PRJEB53466, 1750 nucleotides long. The record is from the annotation of a GenBank genome assembly. Lineage: Eukaryota; Metazoa; Nematoda; Chromadorea; Rhabditida; Rhabditidae.
AUGAGGAUAACUGCAAUUUUAGCAAUAUCGACGGUGGUUUUGACGACUACCGCUCAAACAAAACCGAUUCAUUCCAUUGAUGUUCCUCCAGAAACUCAAGGUUCGUUCCCAAGUCGGACUCUUCUGACAUUUUUCUAUUUCAGCCUACAAAGAAGAAGCGUCUCAAAUCCUUUUCGGAGAGCGUGGAAUUCUAACUGGAAUCUUCCGGAUGAUGGAUCAACAGCGUAAAGUUCAAACGGCGCCACAACACGACACGGCUGCUGCGCCACCGUCGGACAAUGGUAAAAUUGGUGAGGAUAUAACAGAUCUAAACCCGUUUUUCACACUUGCAUGACAAAGUUGCGUGCUGUCACUGACCGUGCCGCGUUGUAAUAAGCUUUACACCUCUGCUGCGGAUGAGUAAUAUUCGUAUUCUUUCAGGCAAUUUUGAUUUCAAGAAGAUUGUCGACACGUUGGUUUCCGGUUCCGCAAACAAAGGAGAGCUCGGAGAUCAUGAAACUGAACUGCCCGAAGUUUUGGGCAUCUGCAAUCGUCUCAGUUGCGGGGAUAUCUACAAAGCCAUCGACAAAUUCAGAAAAUCAGAGAUGUUCAGCAACUUCCAGGUACGCGUUUUUAAAAAAAAUUUCUAGAGAACUGGUUGUUUAGACAGCUCUAACUCUCGUUAACGACCCGAACGGAUGGGAGACAAUUGGAAAACUACUUUCGAAUCCGGAACUGAUCGCCCAGUUCACUUCUGGAAGUGGAAUGGAAGAACUUUUUGGAAGUGCACUCGGAGAAGCAAAAAAAGAAAGCGCCUUAAGUGAGUUUUCUUAAACACUUCCGCCUUACUUCCCUUUUUGUUCAGAUAAACACAAGAAUUCCAAAAUCAUGCCAGAAGAUGGCGAUUUCGGAAUCGAUUUCAGCGAAGACGGCGAGGGUGAAAACGUCACCAAAUCUGUGGAUAAAUCAGAGCCUAAAGUGGAAUUCAGUGUGGAUGCUAAAGGAUCUGAGGAUUAUUACAGUGAAGUGAGUUUUUGAUUCCAUUAUGCAUUUAAGUUUUGAAAAACUGUAAGGUCGCAAAUGUUGGAGAUGAAUCCGCGGAAGAGGCGACAGUGGAUCAAACACCACCUCCUUCAACGAAGAUUACAAAAUCUGCAGCUGGAACAACGGAUUUCAAUGGUCAGUUGAUCGCAUCAUCAUCCCUUAACGUGCUUGCAUCAAUUGCAGAAAAACUUCCACCGAUAUCAUUCUCGAUUGAUGGAGGUGGCGAGGAGAACGAGACCGACGAAACCGAAUCCGUAAUGACCGCCCAACUUCCUCCAAGGGUUCUCAAGGUUUGCACUUUUACGACUUUCCAAACGGCGAGCGAUGUUAUUAUCAAUGCAUGACGAUACUUUGUCCUGAAAACACAAUACACGCUCGUCGCAUUACUGAUAACGGUGGUUCCACACUUUCAUUGCAGCGGAUACAUGCCGGUGGCAUCACAGACACCAAGGACGGAGCACAACCUGCUUCGAGGGUAUAGAAACAAACUUACGUUGUGACGUGGCAUAUAUUCAUUUUCCAGAUUUCGUUGACAACCACAUCACAGCCAACGACAUAUUCAGCAUCCACGACGUCAUUCACCAGACCUGUUGUGACUAGUACUGUCACGACGACGACAAGAAGGAUUACUGCGACCACGAAACCAACCACCACCACUACGGCUAAAAAUUACAGGAAAGAUAAUGAUUAUUAUUCAAUGUACUAUGACGAUGGUGAAAAAGGAUAA